Molecule: messenger RNA, 1956 nt
Organism: Trichobilharzia regenti
Lineage: Eukaryota; Metazoa; Platyhelminthes; Trematoda; Strigeidida; Schistosomatidae
Source: the annotation of a GenBank genome assembly
AUGUCAGAACUGUAUUUCAAAAUUUUGAUCCCGAAUACUGCAGCAGGGGCAGUCAUUGGCAAAGGAGGAGAGGCUGUCGAAACAAUUAAACGCCAGACUGGGGCGAGACUCAAAAUGUCCCGGGCAAAUGACUUCUAUCCAGGAACCACUGAAAGAGUUUGUUUGAUUAUUGGCACACUCGAAUCAUGCAUGAAACUGCAUGACUACGUGAUGAGUAAAAUUUACGAACGACCACAAAAUAUAACUAUAAUAACUCCUACUGGAAUUAGUUGUAUGGAGCGCCACAAACAAGUUAAAAUUCUGGUUCCAGACAGUACUGCUGGUAUUAUUAUUGGAAAGCAUGGUUAUUUUAUUGAAAAAAUAAAAAAAGAAAGUUGUGCUUUCAUUCAAGUUUCUCAGAGACCGAAGGACAUUCGACUAUUCGAGCGAUGUGUUGUAAUAACUGGUGAAUUAGAAGAGAGAAGAAAGGCGGUGGAAAUGAUAAUGCACAAAAUGCUUGAAGAUCCUGACUUACCUUAUUAUUCAAAUUGUUCUUACUCUCAAAUCACAGAGCCAAUCGCUAGCGCGUUCUCAAUAGGUUCUCCGUUCGCAAUGGCCUACCAACCUUCAGUAAAUCCGAAUGGUUUGGAUUUAAAUUUCGUCAACACUCCUGACAUUUCUGUCCCAAAUUUCCCUGAUAAUAGUUUACCUAACUUAACGUCUGAAUCUGGAGAGUAUGCGUCGAUCCCAAACCAAUUCGGUCAGUUUCAUCAUAAUCAGUCCAUUCCACUACCAUAUGCCAAUACUGCGUCGUCUGGUACAGUGAAUCACCUCACGUCAACUGGCCAACCUUUAACACUGAAUAAUGCUAAUCAUAUUGUUAAUUUGCCUCAAUGUAACACUGGUAGUCAUCCGUUCAUAAUACAACCGAAUUUGACGAUUGAUCAAUCAAAAUCCCUCCAUUCUAACGUGACUUUAGAUCAAAUGAUGUAUCUGGGACAUCCUACAAUCCAUUGUCAAGAUUUUCUGCUACGUACAUGUGGUGCACAAAAUUGUAUCCUACAAUGCCCUAUGAAAUUGAAUGAACAGAUUACCUUGGCGCCGCCACCAUUAGCAUUCACAAACCAGCCAACUGCAGAAACAAAGGUGGAUAACGAAUCCAACUUAUUCGUGUCAAAUAGUCAACUGGGUGAUAGAAGUCUAACAGUGGUUGGAAGUGAAAAAGAACAUACUGUACCUUUCAUAAUAUCCGGUGAUACUAUCCCGUCUCAUUCUCGCUAUCUGAGCGGAGAAUCAGUUGAUUCCGCUUUGACAGAAAGUCUACUCAGUGUCAAGUUGCAGUCAUCCACAGAGGACUUUAUGACUGAUCUCUUUCAGCCUCAACAACAAAUCCAUCACCAGAUAUCGCAGGUUCAUACAGUCCUAUCCCCUGAAUCAGUCUACUCACUUGCUUCAAGUACUCAAAAAUCCAAAGGCUCUUUAUGUAGCUCUAAUCAAAGUUUGGUAAUAGAUUCUCAGAAAUCUGAUUCUCAGACUUUAUUUGUACCAAAUGAUAGUUACAAUCGAUUUUUGCCAGGUCAAAAUAAAUCGCCAGAAUUCACAUGCUUACCUAGCGGUUAUUAUGCUCCUGGUGUUGGCGGUAUUCUUCUAGUUGGUACUGUACCGCAACUUCAUAAUGCUCUUCACUUAUUAGAAUGGCAAGCGAAACAACAACCAGUGAACAAUUUAAUACCGGGAACAGGGAUUACAAGUACACAUCAAACAAAUGGGACAUUCAACUCUUAUAUUCCAGCAUCAUCUUUAGGACAAACAAUUGCAGCACCAUUAUCAUCAGUAUGUAGGAAUGAUACAGGCAAUCUAGUCUACACAACUUCAUUUAGUUCAAAUGUAGCUUUAAAGCUGGAUACCAUUCAACCAUUGUCAAUGCCUAAACAUCUGACUCAGUUGAGCCUACAUGUACCGGUUAAUCAGCAUUAA